Nerophis ophidion (straightnose pipefish) is the source of this 2819-nucleotide messenger RNA. Its product is annotated as oocyte zinc finger protein XlCOF6.1-like. The transcript is spliced from 3 exons. Gene Ontology annotation, biological process: regulation of transcription by RNA polymerase II. NCBI's taxonomy places the organism in Eukaryota, Metazoa, Chordata, Actinopteri, Syngnathiformes, Syngnathidae. The record is from RefSeq and is a predicted model, not a curated record. Gene Ontology annotation, molecular function: DNA-binding transcription factor activity, RNA polymerase II-specific; RNA polymerase II cis-regulatory region sequence-specific DNA binding. Bases 617 to 1828 code for a protein of 403 amino acids.
GCAUGCGUGGACCAAUGGUGUAGGAGGAAAAAACAAGAUGGCGUUUCAUGAAGAGGACGUUAGUGUGUCUAUAAUAAUUUUGUCUUCUUAAUCAGUGCGUACAUGUACACAUAUAUUUUGUUUGAUAAAGAAAACGUCGUUAAUGUUUGUUUGUGUCCGAUACAUUGGUCAAGGUGCACUAUGACGCUUUUCGUGCGAGCUUACUUAAUUAGCUUAGCAUGUUAGCUGCUAACAAAUCACUAAGGAGAGAUCAAGUGUGAAGUGUUGUGAUUGUGUCAAACUGUGCGAAAGAACGUACGAAGAGGACAUUUCUUCAGCAAAAGAGAAGAUCGAGCGACGGCAUCAACUGCUAGACGCUGUUUUCAAGAAACAUCAAGUUGUGUUACACAGAGCAGAGUACCACCAGCUUAUAGAGGAAGAGGAGGAACUGUGGAUCACUGAGGAGGGAGAGGGUCUUCUCGGGCAGGAGGAGACAGAUCUCACUAAGUUUCUACUGACCGUUGUCUCUGUCAAGACUGCAGACCAUAAAGACCAACCUAAGUCCUCACAGAUUCAUCAAAGUCCAAACAUCUGUGUAGAACAUCAUCUCUUUGAGCAGCACGAGUGGAGGUUCAGAAUGGAGCAGGAGGAUCCACAAACUCCCUACAUCAAAAAGGAAGAGGAUGCGCCACAAUCCCCUCACAUAAAAGAUGAAGAGGAAGAACACAGCAUCAGUCAGGAGGGAGAGCGGCUUGAAGUGUUGGAGGAGUUCCCAGUGGUUGGUAAGAGUGAAUUGAAUAAGAUUAAAGGUGAAAGUGAGAAGAAAGAAGCGGAGCCUCCAAGCAGCAGCUCAACACAACACAUGACAACAGAACCUGAUGGGGACCACUGUGGAGGAUCACAAGCAGACAAGAUCUUAGCUCCACUAUCAGAUAGUGACGACACUGAUGAUGAAGACUCUGAUGCUGAUAAGACAUGUCACACUGACAACAAACACUUAAAAUGUUCUCACUGUGGCAAAACCUUUAAAUACCAAAGUGAUCUAAAAGUACACAUAAGAAUACACACUGGAGAAAAGCCGUUUUCCUGUUCAAUCUGUGGUAAAGGCUUUGCACAAAAACAACAAGUGAAAGUACACAUGCCAAUACACACUGGAGAAAAACAUUUUACUUGUUCAAUCUGUGGUAAAAGUUUUGUACAAAGACAACAAUUGGAAGUACACACGCGAUCGCACACUGGAGAAAAACCUUUUACUUGUUCAAUCUGCGGUAGUGGUUUUGUACAAAAUCAUUAUUUAAAAUUACAUAUGAGAAAACACACCGGAGAAAAACCUUUCACUUGUUCAAUCUGCGGUAAAAGCUAUAUAAAAAAUCCCAGUUUGAAACUACACAUGAGAAUACACAGUGGAGAAAAACCUUUUGCCUGUACAAUCUGCGGUAAAGGUUUUGUACAAAAACAACAAAUGAAAGUUCACAUUCGAACACACACCGGAGAAAAACCUUAUACUUGUUUAAUUUGUGGUAAAGGUCUUGUACAAAAACGUUAUUUAGAAUUACACAUGAGACAACACACUGGAGAAAAACCUUUCUCUUGUUCAAUCUGCGGUAAAAGCUUUAUAAAAAGUCCCAGUUUGAAAGAACACAUGAGCAUACACACUGGAGAAAAGCCUUAUAACUGUUCAAUCUGCGGUAAAGGUUUUUCACGAGGCCAACAAUUGAAAGUACACAUGAGAAUACACACUGGAGAAAAACCUUUUACCUGUCAAGUCUGUGGUCAAGGUUUUGUACAGAGCCAACAUUUGAAAGUGCACAUGAGAAAACACAGUGGCGCAAAAACGGAUUCCUGUUAAAUCUGCCACAAAAGCUUUGCUGACUGAUCAACACUUGUAAAACACAUGAGAAUACACAGUGGUUAGUCAGUGUGUUUGAUGAAAAUUCUGCUUAAAAGUACCAGUGUGCUGGUGAAAACAGCAGCAGCCAAUGAAGCUGCAGGCUUUUAAAUAAACUGUCAACUCUGUGUUAAAGUUGACUCUCCAACAUCAGUACAUAUAACAUGUAUGACAUCUUAGUCUGUGUAACACUAUCAUGUUUGUAUGCCUUUUACCUCUUAUAGAUUAUAUCAGAGGUUUUUCCAAACAUUUUUCGCCAAGUACCACCUCUGAAAACUCUUGGCUCUCCAAGUACCACCAUAAUGACCAACAUUAAAUUCAAGCAGCAUAGUAGGCCUAAGUAUUCCUUACAAACAAUGCAAACGUUUUAUUUAACAACGAAAAGUACAUGCAUUAAUAUAAAACAUUGUGUUGUUUUAGUUAAAAAUGUACAGAACAAUCUGACUGAAAAUGUUAAAUACAUUAAAUAAACAUUUUAUGUGUAUAAAGAGAUGUAUAAUCUCACUGUUAUGCUUAUCCAUAUAAGUGCUUUUAUAUAGGCUUUUCGAAAUUGUCAUAUAUUUUAAUUUGUAAUCACAAAAGAUUCCAUAGUUGAACUCACAUGAUACAUAUUUUAUAUGUUUUCAUACUUUUGAUUUUGAGUACACAUUAAUAUCUUAGUUAAUAUUUACUGGUUCACAUCUGAAACGUUUUCUGGAAGCAUAUUAUUAACUUAAUACAUCAUUUGAGCAGUUAUGUUUUAUACAAGAUUGUUUACUUUUGAAAUGUGCACUUUUCUUAAUCAUUUCUUGGGUCUCAAUUAUCCAUGCUAGUAAUUCUCUUGAUUACUCUCUUUUGUGAUAUGAAUAUUGUUUUGUGAUUGUUUUAUAUGUAUGUCCCCAGUCCUUUGUACAAUUCGCAAUGUAUGCUUCAACAAAAGUUGGGUACAAUAAAUGUAUUUGUUGAGUAUGUA